AUGUUUGACAGUGUUGCCGAACCGUUAUACACUCGCAUGCUUGCCCGUACGAGUCACCAAAAAAGGACAACCGUUGAAAUCCUUAGAGUUACUGAAGAAAACAUCAACGGAGGUGUUCACAGAGCAGCGCCUAAGAAGGCGAAGAAGAAAAAGGCGGAGUCCAGAAAAAAGAAGAGAGCGAAGCAAAAGGCAGGAGUGAGAAAAGCACUGGAGGAUUACCUGGCCAGUCAAAUGACGACGACCACAGAAGAGACAGACAAGAUGUCAGAAAUGCUGUCCGAAAGACCAACUAACUUGAGUGGCACCUUUAUGAGUGGGACCUCGUCCACAUCGUCAACCCAGGCUAAGAAAAGAAAAAAGGGUAGAAGGAAGUGA
Messenger RNA from Cooperia oncophora, 375 nucleotides. Lineage: Eukaryota; Metazoa; Nematoda; Chromadorea; Rhabditida; Trichostrongylidae. The record is from the annotation of a GenBank genome assembly.